Molecule: messenger RNA, 8233 nt
Organism: Pocillopora damicornis (cauliflower coral)
Lineage: Eukaryota; Metazoa; Cnidaria; Anthozoa; Scleractinia; Pocilloporidae
Product: receptor-type tyrosine-protein phosphatase S
Biological process (GO): protein dephosphorylation
Molecular function (GO): protein tyrosine phosphatase activity; protein binding
Source: RefSeq, a predicted model, not a curated record
UCGAUCAGACUAAUAGGAAGAUGUAUGCAUUAAAAGCCGCUGAAAACCCUCGAGAUCGAUGAGAAUGGACAGGAGAGGCACUGGUUGAUAACAGGAAAGUCCGUUGCAUCUUAAAUUUAGCUGGUUUGAGAAAAAUCUAGUCGAAAGAAGGCAUCUGGAGACAAGCGACAUGGAUUGUACUUUGGUUCUCUUCUACGCACUCGUGAGAAUGUCAUGUCUUGUCUGCGCUAAUCAGGCUUCAGAGGAAGGACCAUUACCCUCCCAUUAUUUACCCACAGUGGUAUCAACAACCUCCAGUCCUUUUUUGGUAGUAGCAUCAACAAAAAUUUCUGGCUUGAUCAACACCACAACCUCCAAGAACAUUGCAAAAGGUUCCAUUCAGACCCAAAGUACUACAAAUGGAAUCAAUGUUGCUUCUGGCAAAAGCUCCCCGACAUUAUCAGACACUGCUACGAUGGUGUCAAAUGUCGGUGUCUCUACAAGUCAAGGUGCAAUUCACCUAACCCCAACUACAAGUUCAUUUUAUAUGCAGACCUCAGGGUCUCUCAUUUCAAGUGUGAUGACUCCUCUGCCAACAACUGCUUCCCCACCAGGUACACCAGAUCCUCCAAUCAUUCAGAACAUCACUGUGUUAUCAGCUACUAGUGUACUUGUCAAGUGGAACACAACAUCAGACCAGUCUGUUGCUACCAAUUAUUCAGUUGAAUUCAGUGUCAACAUUUCAACUUGGAAGCAACCAGCUUGUAAUCAUUCUUUGGUGCAAGGUGCCUGUGUUGUUAAUCAGAAACAAGCUGUCAUUGUACUUCUCAAACCUUUUACAAACUACACUUUUAGAGUAGUGGCAAAGAGCCAGUUUGGGAGAAGCAAUUACAGUGCAGAGAGAAAGUGGGUGAUGACUGAUGAAGCAGCUCCAUCAGCUGCUCCUGUUAUAACAGCUGCACGUAAUGUUAGCUCACAAGAAAUCUUUAUAGCAUGGCAACCACCACCAGCAGGAACUGAAAAUGGCAUAUUUCAAAAAUAUGAAAUAUACAUAAAGAAGGAGACUCCCCAAGAGCCAACCACUGCACCAACCACUGGUGGGUUCCCUGUGACUGAACCGCUUGAACCAACACCAGAACCAGAAUUUGAAAAGCUUCAGAGUGGCUUGCUAGUGAGUGUUGGACUUGUCCUUAAUUAUACAGUGCGCAAUCUGGACAAGUGGACCGAUUAUGAAAUUAAAGUACGAGCUGUUACCAUUGCCCCAGGCCCUUUCAGUGACAAGGUCAUUGUGCGAACUGAUGAAGAUGUUCCAAGUCAACCUCGCCAUGUUGUAGCAAGGGCUCUGAAUUCCAGUGCAAUAUAUCUGAAUUGGAGUGAACCAGCAGAUAAGAAUGGUGUGCUUUUGUAUUAUCAGGUGAAAUGGGAUUCCUCAGGAAAAACAUUCAUUCGGAAAUUUGGCCUGAAAAAAAGUGUUACCCUGUCUCCUCUGAAUCCCUUUACACUUUAUGUCAUCAAUGUCAGUGCAUUCACAAGUAAAGGAGAAGGAAAGCGCGUCACUGUGGAGGAACAAACAGAUGAAGGGGUGCCUUCAGCACCCCAGAAUCUCUCUACCAAGACUUUGAACGCAACGGCAAUUCGUGUUUCUUGGAAAGAGCCAAAGAAGCUCAAUGGAAAAAUAAAAUAUAGGCUUUCAUGUGAGAGGACAGGAGAGCCUAGUUCGGUGGCAAAGUUGUUGUAUGAUGGGAAUAAUACACAGUUUAUAGUCUCUGAUCUGAAGCCAUACACACGAUACAUUUUCAGUGUGACUGCAUACAAUGUGAAAUACAAUUUGUCAAGCUCAGAGGUAUUUACUGAGGAAACUACAGACCAGGCAGAACCAUCACCUCCAAGAAAUGUUACAGCAAAGAGCAUGAACUCAACAGCAAUCAGAGUUUCUUGGGUCAAAGCUUUGAAUCCAAAUGGAAAAAUAAACUACAAGCUUCGUGUUCGCCUCAGUGGAGAGAAGGAAGAGGAAAACCGCCCGGUGUACGAAGGAAAUGAUACUACGUAUUUAGUGACUGGCUUACAAGAGUAUGUCAAGUACGCAUUCACAGUUGUAUCGUUCAAUAUUAAGAACAAGUGGGAAAGCAAACCAGUUGUGGCCGUGGAAAGUACUCGUCCUUCGGAACCUUCAGGCCCCCCGCAAAACGUCCAAGCCUGGACGCUUUCAUCGACGUCUAUACAAGUCACGUGGGGCCCGCCCCUUCUCGAGGAACAGAAUGGAGUCAUUCUCCGAUAUGAUGUGGACUAUAGAACUCGAUCAGGCCAACCAAACAAGCUCGCUACAGCUGAUAAUCAAACCACUAUACAAGUAAAAAACCUCACCAGUUUCACGAGGUACUGGUUUGCAGUUAGAGCGGUGAAUGUUAUUGGUGUCGGGCCAGAGAGUGAAGAAGUUUCAAACACGACUUCAGAAGACAGACCUUCGCCUCCUGUAAAAGUAAGCGCAAAAACAGUGAACUCCACUGCCAUCAAAGUGACUUGGGAGAAACCCCUGCACCCAAACGGCGAAAUCUUCUACAGGUUGUAUUACUGGCAGACUCGCGAGGGAGCUGGUACCAAGCUUGUGGCCUAUGAAGGGCCUCUAAUGGAAUAUGUCGUGGGCGGGCUCCAUGAGUAUGUGCCAUACACCUUCAUGGUACAGGCGUACAAUAUAAGGUAUUCCUGGAGUAGUGCGGGGACGAAUGCCACAGAGACCACUCAUCCUGCAGCGCCCUCUGGCCCUCCUCUUAAUGUCGCGGUAUUCGCCGAAUCAUCAACAUCAUUACUCGUGAAGUGGAACCCUCCAACUGAACUGGAACGAAAUGGAGUCAUUACCUAUUAUAUCAUAAGAUACACGUCUCUUGGCGAGGAGUCAUCUAUCAACACCACUGACAACACCACACAGAAGCUUAUUCCACAUUUGAGAAAGUUCACCGAGUAUUACGUUACUGUCCAAGCCGUGAAUGACAUUGGUGCGGGUCCGCCAAGUGUAAAUGAUACAAAGAAUACGACUCUUGAGGACUUGCCUGGCGAACCAGUUAUAGAUAAUGUGACCAGUAACACCUACACCUUGGCGUUAACUUGGAAACCACCAAUAGAAAAGAAUGGUAUACUCAUAGCUUUUCGGUUGUGCUGGCGAUACGUAGAAGAGCGAAAUUAUAGUUGCGAAAAUUUAAGUGCUGCUGAAAGCCGGUACGAGAUCAAAAACCUGAAGGCUUAUUCUCUAUAUAAUAUAUCCUUGGAGGCCCAAACAUCUGUUGGAUUCGGGCCGGCUGCCACCAAUACCUACAGGACGAGCGAAGGAGUUCCUUCGAAACCUCUUAGUUUACGUGCUUGGAACACCAGCGAAAAUACAAUAUACGUCACGUGGAAGAGGCCGGCGAGAGUGAAUGGAAUCUUGAAAAGCUACAAGGUUUUCAAUCGUGCAGCAUCAGACAGUAGUCAACGUUCAACAGAAAAUAUUGCUCUCGGUACAAACUUUACGCUGGUCAAGCUUCAGCCUUACACCUCAUAUAAUGUCACAGUCCAGGCCUUCACGGCCGCUGGUGGAGGAGAGAAAACUGAUGUCCAGGUUAUGACUGACGAGGCAGCGCCAUCUGAAGUCAGGGAACUAUCAUUUCCAAAGAUUCAAUUCAAUUCCGUUGAAGUGUCUUGGAAGGCUCCUGAGAGGCCGAAUGGGAACAUUGGCUACUACUUGUCUUACUGGGAAUUGUCAGAUGAUUUCUCUCGCGCUACGACGUUGGUCUUACCAGGAAAACCCCCCUCAAAGGUGGUUCCUUAUCUUAAGCCGUUCACGAAUUACACGUUUUCUGUUCAACCGUACAACUUAAGAAAGAACCUGACAGGGCUGUCUACUAAGAGGGACGUGAGAACCAAAGCUACACGGCCUGAAGGCCCACCACGGAAAGUAAAGAUUGAGAGCAAGACCUCCACUUCCUUCACGUUAUCUUGGAAUCCACCGCUACAACCGAACGGUGAUAUUGUGGGCUAUAAAAUCAGGUACUUCAUGUGCAACAGCUCGCAUUUAAAGACUAUUGAAGACACAACGCCAGAUUCAACGCAUACCAUCCAAGACUUGCAGCCUUUUCGCUGCUAUGGAAUACAGGUGGCUUGCCAAUCAUCUGGCGGGCUUGGGGAUUACUCUGUAGCAAUCGAAAGUAGAACAGAUCCGGCAGCUCCUCCUCCGCUGGGAACGCUUCCGCCUCCGGAUGAAGAAGAGAUUGAUGGCACCUCUUUCACAGUGAAGUUAACAAAGGCAUCAAAUAAGCUGGGUGUUGUUCAAUAUUACCGUGUGAUCGUGCGAGAGUUUGCAACAAACAACAGAGACCGGCCUGUGCCGGCGGAUAACGAGCCUAAAGAUUACGGAGAAGAAGAUUUAUACACUUACGAAGAAGCUAGAGAAAUGAAACCUAAGCUGGUGCCUUACGUUGCUGUAGAGUUUCCCGCAGAUAAAUUUGAUUCCUUCAAGAACUUUAAAGUAGGAGAUGGAAAGCGAUACUACAGGAUACCGGACGAUAUUGUUAGCAAAAAAAAUAGGAAAAGAAGAAGACGAAGAAGAGAAAUCGACGACAGCGUCGAUGAAUUUUACAAUGGUCCUCUGGAAGAAAACACAUUUUAUGCUGUGUUUCAGCGCGCCUAUGUUAAUAAGGACGUUUUUACUUCAAGUGAAUGGAUGGAUCCAGUCGCAACAGCGGCGGCGAGGAGUCCAAGUGAGGCACCGCCAUCCUCAUCAAACACUGGUCUCAUUGUAGGAAUUGUUUUCAUUCUCCUUGUUGUCCCAGUUGUGUUGGCAGCGGCCUACUUUAUCUGGAAGAAACGUUUCAAAUCGGGCGGAUCUUUGGAUGACAGAGAUGAUUUCACCAACGGGCAUCCGAUGAGAAUGAGAAAGAGCCGUAAACGACGUUCGCUUCAGAAACGCUUAAUGGGAAGCACAGAAUCCCUAAACAGAUUGGACGAACUUGCAGCGAGCAGAGCAAGGCGUCAUCCUGUUCCAAUUGAUGACUUUGAAAGACACGUGGAGCGAAUGCACAUGGAUGGUGAUCAUGGCUUCUCUGAGGAAUAUUUGCUCGUUCAACCGGAAGAGGAGUUCUCCUUUCAGCACUUUUUGAAUCCUACAAACAAGUUCAAAAACAGAUACGCUAACAUUGUGGCAUACGAUCACACUAGAGUGCUCCUGAACCCGAUUGAUGGUGUGGCGGGGUCUGACUAUAUUAACGCAAGUUUCAUCGAUGGCUACAACCGACAGCGAGCUUACAUUGCGGCCCAAGGUCCGCUUAUGGAAACGUUCGAUGAUUUCUGGCGCAUGAUGUGGGAACAAAUGUGUUCAGUCAUCAUCAUGCUGACAAAAUUAGAGGAGAGGGGAAGGCGGAAGUGUGACCAGUACUGGCCUGAACGUGGUACAAGAAAGUACGGUCAAGUUCAAGUGACUUUGAAAGAAACUCUUAACAUGUCCCACUACACUGUGAGAAAAAUGGUGAUGUCUCAUAAACUGUUUCCCGAAGACGAACGUGAAGUGAAACAGUUCCAUUUUACAGCUUGGCCUGACCACGGUGUACCGUCUCACCCCACCCCGCUACUCUCUUUGGUGCGUCACGCUUACGUCAGUAAUCGUGAGUCUGUUGGACCCAUGGUAGUGCAUUGCAGUGCGGGUGUUGGUCGUACAGGAACAUUUAUUACCUUGGAUGUCAUGUUACAGAGAAUAAGCCAAGAAGAUAGCAUUGACGUGUUUGGUUUUGUCCGGCAGAUGAGGUUUCAGAGGAACUUCAUGGUGCAAACUGAGGCGCAGUACGUGUUUAUUCACGAUGCCCUCCUAGAAGCCAUUACCUGCGGAGUAACUGAAGUCGAGGCCAAAGACCUUGGUACUCGCAUACGGGAACUUCGACAGGUCGAUCAAGAAACCGGUUACACCUACCUGGAAAACGAGUUUUGCCGGCUGGCUAAAGAAGAAAACCACCCAAUCGCAUUCAAGAGCGCCAGUCUGAAUUGCAAUGCUUCAAAGAAUCGCUACGCAAAUAUUCUUCCUUUCGAAAGCACUCGAGUACAUUUGAAAAUGAGGCCGGGAGAAAUGGGCUCUGACUACAUAAACGCGAAUUACAUUGAUGGUUACUGCCAACCAAGAGCGUACGUGGCAACUCAAGCCCCAGUCCCAGAUACGUUUGAAGAUUUCUGGCGCCUGAUAUGGGAACAGGAAUCUGCAGCUAUUGUGAUGCUAACUAGAGAAGAAGAGGCAGGAAAGGUGAAAUGUCACCAUUACUGGCCUUCAGAGGGAUCUCGGUUGUACGGCGUCAUUCUUGUGGAGUUAAUAGAGGAAAACUCGUUUGCUGAUUACAUUACCAGGAAAUUUAAACUCACACAUACGGAGGAGAAGAACUCGCACACUGUGUGUCAGUUCCAGUACACAGACUGGCCGGACACUGGACUCCCGGACUCUGGAGUGGGAAUAGUGGAUCUGAUCGGUCAAGUACAGAAAUGGCAGCAACAGAGUGGAAAUACAGCAAUCGUGAUACACUGCAGUGGUGGUGUCGGCCGUACGGGCGUGUUCUGUGGGAUCAGCAUCAUGAUAGAGCGCCUCAAGGCUGAAGGAGUGAUUGACGUGUUCCAAACGGUUCAAGCUAUGAGGCUCCAGAGACCUGCCAUGGUGCAGACUGCGGAGCAGUAUGAAUUUUGCUACACAACGUUGCAAGAGUAUUUAGAUUCCUUUGAUUUAUACGCCAAUUUCCAGUGAACUUCUACCACGCAAUUUUUUCUACAAGCGUAGAAUGACAAAAGAUGGGUCAUCUCGAGGGACACAUUGAUUCAAAACCAAGGGAAUUGAAGGAGAAUUCAUUUGUUGAGCUUGGCCAAGUUCAUUACUCAAUAUUUUGAACGCCAAACAAAUUGGUGGUAGUAAGAGUACUAAAUCUUUUCGUGAGAAUAAAUUGGGGUCACUGAACGUGAAUAAUAGAGAAAAAAAUGAAGGUAAUUUUUUCUACAUGUUAUCUAUUUUUAUACCAAUUUUAGAUCUCAGAGCGUUUGUCUUACUUCCUCGAUAUUUUAUAUAGAGUGUAGUCUUUAUUUAGAAAUAUACGUUAAACGAUGGAAGGAAAUUCCAUUUGAGACCAAACGAAACUCGAAAGAAGUUCUUCGAUCAAAAAUAGAAAGGAUUGAUGAUAAUAGGGGGGCUGUGAUUGCAAUAAAGUGAAAUAAAGAUUUUUACGAUGGGAGGGCUGAUGAAGGAAAGAGUUCACCCUUUAAUUGUUAAGAACUGAUGAGUAAGUCUCAUUCCUUGCUACUAUAUUUUCCUUAUGAAUUAGUGACCCGAAUAAGGUAAUUUUUUAAAAUAAUCCAGGCUAUUAAUUGAUGAGCAUGUCUUUUCUCGUUUUCUUGAGGGAAAAUGUAUUUGAAUUUUUGGGAGAGUUUACAUGGGAAUCAAUUGUGAGAUGAAGUGAAUGCCCACUGGCGCCUUUUCUCUGAUUGCAUGGAUAACGCGUGUGGGCGUAGUAAAAUAGACAGAAUGCAUGAAUGGUUUUUGAAAUUUAAAUUUAGCUUCCCGUGAUCCUGCAGGACAGGUAAUCUUACGGGUACUCGAAACGGGUGAAAAUGAAACUUAAAAUUUGCAGAAUACCAGCCACGCGUGGCAGUAUGCGCCUCACGCGUGGCAGAGCAAGAUUAUCGCGAACGAGAACCACGCGAUAGGCGAAACAAAAUGUUGGUCAUGAUUUUCCAUAAACUUGUUAAACAAAAGACAUAUGUCUUAAAUGUGGCAAUAAUUAUUACUACAGUAGCACAAAGGGUUUUUUUAAAAUUUUACGCGCUUCAUUACACUUCACAUGAAAUUUCAGCUGUGCUGUAAUUUUUGAUAGAAAUCUAGUUUCAUUGAUAUUUUUAAACUGUUAUCAUAAUCUUUGUUUGUCUGCGCUGCAUUUGCUACUCUGUUCUCUGUCACAUCUUUUUGUUGUGAACGAUUGUGCUCAAUUUUAGUUUUCAGUUUUUUGUGAUUCCUUCCCCAAAGUACUCAAAGAUUGGUGAUUAUAGGUGAUUAUAACACUUUUGAUGAAUACCGAAAUGAGAGAAUUGUCAUUUUUUAGAGCAUGUUAACGAUGUGAAAGAGUAAAUCUCUUCUACCGGUCUCACGAGUCACACGGAAUUUUUUUAUUACAAUAAUUUACAUGAUAUGAAUAGUUUAAUAUUAAAAACUAUUUUGCGAUUUUAGAGAGUUCUUGACGACAAAAUAAAUAUUAAGUGAGUUCUUGUU